Molecule: messenger RNA, 1077 nt
Organism: Penicillium olsonii
Lineage: Eukaryota; Fungi; Ascomycota; Eurotiomycetes; Eurotiales; Aspergillaceae
Source: the annotation of a GenBank genome assembly
AUGUCCGCAACCAAAUCAUAUCGUAUUGCCUCCAUCCCAGGUGACGGCAUUGGCCCCGAGGUAGUCAGCGCUACGAUCCAAGUCGUGGAGAAGCUCGCGAAAACCUUGGGCACCUUCGACAUCGAGUUUGAUCAUAUUCCGUGGGGAACUGCAUACUACAAGGAAACCGGCAAAUAUGUCUCUGAAGACUGCCUUGACACUCUCCGCAAAUACGACGCUGGUCUAUUCGGCGCUGUAGGCGCUCCAGAUGUACCCGAUCAUAUCUCUCUGUGGGGUCUCCUGCUUGCGCUUCGCGGCCCGCUGCAGUUGUACGCAAAUGUGCGGCCGGUGAAGACAUUCCCGGGAACAAAGUGCCCGCUGAACACCGCAACCAAAGGAAUCGACUGGAUGCUUGUGCGAGAGAACUCAGAGGGCGAGUAUGCUGGACAAGGAGGUCGUUCACAUGUCGGACAGCCAUGGGAAGCGGCAACCGAAGUGGCCAUCUUCACCCGCCAUGCCAUUGAGCGCAUCAUGCGCUUUGCAUUUGAGACCGCACAGUCACGACCGCGCAAGCUUUUGACCGUGGUGACAAAGAGCAACUCCAUGCGAAAUGGACUGGUUCUAUGGGAUGAGAUCGCUGCCUCUGUCGCAAAGGACUUCCCUGAUGUCACUUGGGACAAGAUGCUUGUUGACGCCAUGACCGUCCGCAUGGUUGGAAAGCCCGAUUCCAUCGAUACGAUUGUCGGAACAAAUUUGCACAUGGAUAUUUUGUCGGACUUGGCUGCUGCAUUAGCUGGCUCGAUUGGUGUGGCACCUUCGAGCAACCUGGAUCCCACGCGUAAAAACCCUUCCCUCUUCGAGCCUGUUCAUGGAAGCGCGUUCGACAUCACAGGAAAGGGUGUCGCGAACCCGGUCGCUACUUUCUGGUCAGCGGCAGAGAUGCUGAUCUGGCUUGGUGAGAAGGAUGCCGCGGCGAAGUUGAUGAGUUGUGUAGAAAAUGUUUGUUCCGCUGGGAUUUUGACACCUGAUUUGGGAGGAACUUCUAACACCCAAGGGGUAGUUGAUGCUGUUUGUGCAGAGAUUGAAAAGCUGCUCUGA